GUUGCGUUGUUUGGCCGUGCGCGUUCUGUUCCAAAUUCACUGCUGUUCUGCCGUUUUUCUCAUCAUGUGCUCCAAUAUUCGAAGAUUAAUACCAAAGUUGAAUCGUGAUUUACUUAUGCCAGCAUUCCGGUCCUUUCACGAUGAGUUUUCGUCAAAGGUCCCGCUAGAGGAAAUUCGCAAACAGACAAAAGAAAAGCAACAGGACGAAGUCCCCAGUGCUCGGUCGAUUGCCGCCAAGUACCAGGUAUUUCGAGAUACCGAUGCACCGGUGAUUCUGGACGUAGAUGAGGAAAGGUUACUGCACGAGGCAGGAUUGCAACAGCCGGAAAAGUUGCAAGACCUGCCGGACAUGUACAGUGGCAUCGAUUUAUCCCGAGGCAAAAGCGGAGUGUACGAGAUAGAAGAUUUGGUCACCGUUCUAAGGCUAAACAACGCUAUAAAUAUAUUCGUAUGCACCGUGCCGAAGGAUACCAAAUAUGUCGAUUACAUGUGCAUUGUUUCGGGGCGCAGCGUAAGGCACAUGCGAGGAAUGGCAGAGUUUGUGCGGAAAGUGUUCAAAAUGAAACGAACCCCAAACGAUAUUAUACCUAAAAUUGAGGGAGAAUCAAGCAGCGACUGGAUGGCGAUGGAUCUUGGUAAUAUUGCACUGCACAUUUUCUCCACAAAAGCACGAGAACAGUACGAUCUGGAAUCGCUCUGGAGCGUUGGGUCUGAGUUCGAUCGAGAGUACAACAAACCAAGCGAAGAACUGGUGCAACUGUUCGAAAAGCACACUAUCUAUCUGGACGAUUUGAAACCACGGAAAAGAGAAGGUGAAAGGUCGGAGACGUAGCAAAUUAUAAGCAAGGAACAGAUUGAUUUGUGGUAGAAUAAAAUAGUACGAAAAUAGGAGCAAACUUACCAAACAUUACCGAUCAACGGAAGAUAUCCAUUAUCUGCCAUUCUAAUAUCCAAAAAAAUACACUUAGGACUGGGUUGUCCGGUGGCAUUCUCAUGAUACGACUAGCUCAACUAUGAGAUCAUCGUAUCACUCAUGGAGCUCGUCAUUGUAGCUGCUGCUUCAUUACUCUUCCACACGGGUCAAAAAUCCUUCCGAACAUCUUCCAAUGACGAGAAGAAGGCAACCCGCUGACCCUAACGCAGGCUCUUGUUAGCAAUAAAUGAUUCUGAACCUGUUCCUUCAACUCAA
Messenger RNA from Anopheles stephensi (Asian malaria mosquito), 1189 nucleotides. RefSeq lists its product as uncharacterized. Gene Ontology annotation, cellular component: mitochondrion. Bases 65 to 832 code for a protein of 255 amino acids. The transcript has 3 exons. The record is from RefSeq and is a predicted model, not a curated record. Lineage: Eukaryota; Metazoa; Arthropoda; Insecta; Diptera; Culicidae. Gene Ontology annotation, biological process: negative regulation of ribosome biogenesis; negative regulation of translation. Gene Ontology annotation, molecular function: ribosomal large subunit binding.